UUCAAAUUAGAUGAAUUUAUUUUAAAAUUUGAUGAGCUUUUUUCAGUUUUGUGAACUUCUUUAAGAUUGAUGGACUUCUGUCAAAAAGGUGGAUUUUUUUCAAAAUUUGAUGAACAUUUGUGAACUAUUUUUAAAAAUUGAUGAACUUUUCUUGAAUAAUGCAACGUUUUUUUGCAUGUUUAUGAUCUUUUUCUAAAAUAUGUCCUGUUUCAUUUCUUUGAAAGAAAAUCAUGUAUGAGCGGCUAUGAUAGUUUCUAAAGUGUUAGCGCUGCAUUCUGUCACUUGCAACCACUUGCCCUAGUGUUUAACCGAAGACGUGUAGGUAGUGUAUGGCGUGAGUUUGAUUCGCCGCGGGACCUUGAUUUUUUUAUUCUUUUCGCGCAUUUUAUUAUCAUUUUGUGGCAAUGCCCCUUCGUGGGCCGGCCCAGUUCGCGCUGUAGCAAGCGCCGCUUCUCCUAAUUGGCGCUGAAGGCGCCGAGCACCGAUUAGGAGCUCCCGUCGUUGCCCCAUCGUCGGAUUUCACCUAGAAAUCAAAGGGUUCCACUGACAUGUCAUUUUUCAUGUGGCUGGCUCUUAGUGAAUAGUGAUCAUUGUUGGACUUCCGAUCGACUGGCACACCACGGGCUCCCACGCCGUCCAUGCUGCCCAUUUUGUGAUCAAGGUCAGGAAAUGAUCAAUCAUAUUCUCCUUACCUGCGUUAUGACCCGCCAGGGCCCGGGGCAUAGCAAACAAAUGCUUCGCUGAAUGUAGCAAAAUUAUCUAACAGAAUUGGCACAAUUGGUUCUUCAAAGAAUUGACCAGGAGGGCGGGCUUGGUCGGCGGCAGGUGUACCUCGGAGGAGAUUUUAUCCUGUUCUUUGUUGCGCUUAGUGGGUUGGUGUGGAAGGAAAUGUUGUAUCUGAAAUGCAGUUUUUGUGUAAUGGAGUUGUCUGGAAUGCAUUUCAAAUUUGGUGACCCAUGGCUGCAACUAACCUAAUUAUGACCCAAGAUUUGAUAUUUAAUUAGUGAUGACUAGUUGAGAGGGCCAGAUGACUAGCCAGCUAGUAGACUAGAGUAGAGUUCAGUUGUAAAGCAAGGAAGCAAAGCAACGCAUAUGAGUGCCUUGAGCUGUUGAGCAUGCAGAACUCAAAAAGGAGGCGUGACGGUGAGAGAGAGCAAAGAAGAUUCCAAAACCCUUCCUCUCAUCCAAGCUUAACAAUUAUCCAUGGACAUGCACCGCUCCAUCCAACUCAAUUCCCUUCCUUAAUGCGCACUCCAUCCCUCCGAUAUCAACCCAGCCCAGCUCGAUCGAAGCGCCAGCGGCAUGCGAUGAGGGCCGGAGACAGCAGGAUGGAGGCCGACCACCACCACCACCGCCACCACGUGAACCAGAGGGCGGCUGAGGCGGGCGCGGGUCAUCAUCACCGCCAUGGGAGGAACGACAGGCGGCGGUACCCGGAGGACGACAGGCAGCGGAGCUCGCCGUUGGUGUGGAUGGCGGUGAUCCUGUGCACGCUGCUGGCCAUCGGCAUCAUCGUGGUGGGCGCCGCGGUGUUCGCCGUCUACCUCAUCUACAAGCCCCACAUGCCGUACAUGGUGGUGACCAACGCGUACCUCCAGCAGCUGGACUACAGCCCCGCCGACGGCGUCAUCCGCGACAUCCAGGUCAGGGCCGACGUGCUGGCCAGGAACACCAACUCCAAGGUCAACGCCUCCUUCUCCAGCUUCAACAUCGACGUCAAGUUCCACGGCACCACCCUGCUGCAGCUGCGGGCCGAGACCUUCAGCGUCGCCCGGGAGAGCUCCGUGACGCUGCCCUACAGCGGGGCGUCGCGCGGGGCGAAGCUGGACCUCGCCGGGAUGCGGGCCAUGGAGGAGGCGCUCAGGUCCAGGGUGGUGCCCAUCACCCUGUCCGGCAAGGCGCGCACCCGGUGGAGGAUGGGCAUCUUCCUCAAGGUCGCCUUCUGGACGCGCCUCAACUGCCCCCUCAGCUUCAGCUACCCCCCCGGCAGCGUCAUGGCCAUCGACCACGACACCUGCCGCUCCAGGUCGCCGUAG
Molecule: messenger RNA, 2036 nt
Organism: Aegilops tauschii subsp. strangulata
Lineage: Eukaryota; Viridiplantae; Streptophyta; Magnoliopsida; Poales; Poaceae
Biological process (GO): defense response to other organism
Cellular component (GO): plasma membrane
Source: RefSeq, a predicted model, not a curated record